AUUGCGCGUGAAGUAUCGCGAACGAGCGGUGUAUUUUUGCGCGAGAUGAAACCAGUCGUUGUUUGGCAGCCACGAUCGCAAGAUGUGGAAGAUUCGCAAAGGGUCGGCUACCCCGUUGACGGAGGUGACUUCGGGGGACAGCGCGUCGUUUAACUACAAAGCGUGGAAGGAGGAAAAGAAACAAGUUGAGGAGAGGCUGUUUGAGACGUUACAGACGACGAUUGAAGACCGUGAUCUUGAGGGAUUUCGGGUGUUGUUUCGAGAGGGUGUAAAUCAGUUGUGGAGCAUUUACCAGAAGCUGCCGGAUCGGAAGAGUGACUGCAGGUUGCAGGUUCGCCAGAAUGAAAGGGUUCAAAACUUGUUUGCCAACAUUUGCCAGAGGGAUGGAAGUGGCGAGUUCAUUGAGACGUUCCUACGAGAGCUGCCCAUGGUGAACGAUGAAAUUCAUCAGCAAGCUAGAAAGGAUGAUCCCAGCUUCAAUCCGAGGAAGGAACCCAACCGCGCCCUUCACAUAGCGAUCCAAGCGAAAGCAUUCGAGAACGUGAAGGUUUUGCUCCAGCAAGAUGAAGUCGACGUAAACGCGCUGUGGAAGUUGAAAAAGUUCACUCCAAUCAUGAUGCUGUUCACCGUGGCGAGCAGUGAUAAUUUGAGCGAAGUUAGUGAGUUGCUAAUAACGUUAGCGGAGGAGAACGCUGACAUCAACAUCGGUGACUACCGGUUGCAUCCACUGUCGGUGUUGUGUCGAAACGAGAACCUAACCAGUGAAGAGAAACGAAACCUGCUGGAGAUUUGCUUGGCGCAGUUCAACUGUGACGUGGACAAUCUCUACAGGGGACAAGCCAGGAAGGACAUUGAUGCGUUGAACUUGCAGGGGCUGGUCGUGGAGGUUCAACCGGCAGAUGUGACGCCAGCACUGUUGGAGUCUUUCAUCAUGGAAGGGAAGGAGGUGGAGUUUGGUCAACGGUUUGGUGAAUUCUUUGGCAGUAGUUUGGACGAUGACCUGGGGGAUGUUUACAGAAUGCUGAAGCUCGCGGCUUCGAAAGGUCGCAACGUUUGCGUUGAAGUCAUCUUCAAAAAGUUGAAAGAAGGCAAACAGUUCGAUGAUAACACGAUUGAUCAAAUCAACCUCUCGAAGCAGCUUAAGAUCAUCUGCAAAAAUGGCUUCUCCAGAGUUCUCAAGUUGUUCCUGGACAACAUCAACUCACGGAUUUGCAACAAGCAUCCUUUGCUUCUGACAGCAGUUCGAGAGCUGUACAAAAACAAGACUCCAGCAAGGCAGAGGUGCUUCGAACUCCUACUGGAAGAUCGCCGCGUAUCCGUUGAAGGUUUUGACGAUAGCGGCCAAACUGCACUACACUACGCCGUCCAGCACGGCAUGGACCGGGAAGCCCUGGAAAUCAUGACAAAGCGAACGCCGUACUUGGGAAGUACCAACCGCAACCAUGAGACACCACUGCACUCGAUGAACCCCGAUGUUCUGGGUGCUUUUCUGGACUCUCGCGUGUCGGCUACAGCUGAGGAGUUACAGCUUAAUCUUAACGGAUUGCUGCCGUCUAAGCAUAAGACCAAUUGCUCAGCAUCCGAAACUGACUUAGUUUGGUACCUGUCGGAGUCGGAGAAUCUCAGACCUUUACUGAGGCACCCGGUGAUCAGCACCUUGAUAAGAAUCAAGUGGUUGUUCAUGAGGUGGCUAAUCUACGUCAUGAUCGUCACAAGCAUUGCGUUCGCUACCUGCUUCACCAUCUACUCCGUCCAAAACAGCCUAAUCGCGGAAAUAUUCUGCUGGCUACUCCUAUCAUACUACCUCAUCGUCGUGAUCACAACCUCGAUCGCCGGAGUCUACGACAUCCUAUACCAGCAGCCCCAACACCAGACAAUCCUUCGACGUAGUCGCUUCCAAUUCCCCAAAGGAUUCGACUUCUUCCACUUGCUGAACAAGUUCCGAGAAAUGUCCAUCGUCAUCCUGGCCAUUUGGAGCUUGUGCAGUCCAAACCGGACGACCUCUGCCCUGCUGAUCCUGCUCACCGGAAUCGACGUCAUCGUACAUCUGGGACUGUUCCCGUCAACAGCCCUCUCCACCAGCAUCGUGAUGCUGGAAACCGUCAGCAGAGGCUUCCUGAAGAUCCUGCUGGUGUACGCGAUCCUGAUCGUGUCGUUCGGGUUCAGUUUCUACGUAAUGUUUACCAAGAGCAGCGGCGCUGCAAACGACGCCGAUCAUCCCAGCACCGGCGAAGACUUUAACAACUUUUCCAGCAUUCGAGGAUCGCUGGUAAAGUCACUGGUCAUGAUGAUCGGGGAGUUUGACGCCUCGGAGAUUCCGUUCGACAGUCACGCGCUGAGCUACUUUACCUUUGUGACGUUUGUGGUGCUGGUUACGCUGGUCGUUGCGAACCUGAUCAACGGAGUGGCCGUCAGCGAUAUCUCGGAAAUCCGUCAAGAAGCGGAAGUCGCCGCCCUCGCCAAAUGGUUGGAAAACCUGAGACGUUUCGAGAAGAUCUUCUCCCACUUUGAGUGGAUCCGGCGGAGAACGUCCUUCUUCUAUCGGUACGCCCCGUCCGUCAGUGUGCGCCUUCAGGAGGGCAACAUCAUCGUGCUGGCGAGAAUCGCCGCCGCAGGAAAAUCUGCCAAAGAUAGUGAAGAAAUUCUCAACAUCUUCCCGGGGUGGGGCUUCUUCUGCCAUUGCAUCGAUCCGGACACCUGCAGUGCCGCGAAGGAUAUCGUGAGGAGGCAGAACGCUGCCGGAAUCGGGGCUGUGCCACAGGAGGAGUACGGGGAGAGGUUGCUACGGUUGGAGCAAAAAGUGAUGAAGCUGAACGGUGCUGAGGCUGGGGAGGGGAAGAAUUUUAGGGAAUCUGUUAGGAAUGGAAGAGUUUGAAGAUGUAUUGAGACAUUGCCAAGUUGAUAAUAAAUUUAAUACCUGUUUUGACAAAAUGA
Molecule: messenger RNA, 2934 nt
Organism: Culex pipiens pallens (northern house mosquito)
Lineage: Eukaryota; Metazoa; Arthropoda; Insecta; Diptera; Culicidae
Product: transient receptor potential cation channel protein painless-like
Exons: 3
Coding region: 83-2875 (930 amino acids)
Biological process (GO): monoatomic ion transport; transmembrane transport
Cellular component (GO): membrane
Molecular function (GO): monoatomic ion channel activity
Source: RefSeq, a predicted model, not a curated record